AUGCCCACCCUGCCCAGCCUCAGCGAUGGCCUGGGCUCCUCCUUCCACCGGCGGGCAGCUGAAUGUGUCUCCAGGCCUUGGAAAACCAGUGGUCAACCACCAGCAAUGUGCUUCUGGCCCCGAAACACUGAGUGCCGCAUCCAGGAGGGUCCUGAUGCAGAGGACAACUCGCCUAUUAUGUCCUUAGCCGAUCAAGAUGUCACCGUUGUUCCUGCAUCUCUCCAGUCACCCUCUAACGUCAACCAAUCCAAGGACUUCGCUCGCUGCCUGCCACCUCACCUGUCCCUGUACAUCCUGGGGCUUUUGGAUCAAAAAUCCCUCAAUGCGUGUGCUGCUGUGUCUAGAUGCUGGGCUUUUCUGGCCAAAGAAGUCAAGAGGGAACGCAUGUGUCAAAGCACAGUACAGGAGAAGAUCCUGUAUUUGCAGGGGUUGUGCCCUAGAGGAGCAGUUUCAAACUAUGCUAAAGAAGUCCAUGUGACAAUUCCGCAGUUAAAUGAAGAGGGUGAUGUCAUCGAAGUGAAAGGCCACAAUGGGGGAAGUAAAACGAAGGAGGAGGAAGACAAUCUGCAGGCAGCCUAUCGUGAUCUGCAAACUGACACGAUUCAGCUGGAAGAGAGAAAUGUCUUCUGCGGCUCCUACAAUAUUCGUGUCCUCACAGAUCAAUCAGACCGAAGCAGAGUAAUCCAUUACAGUGGUGGAAACUUGGUAGCCAUCGGCUCAGCAGACCGAAAAGUGAGGUUUCUUGGUACAUCGGGAAUGAAAGAAGUGCCACCUCUGCUUUCUGGCCACGCUGGGAGCAUCAAAGCACUCUUCCUCAAUGAGAAGAAGGGGUUCGUUCUCAGUGCAAGCUUUGAUCUCAGCAUCAGAUGCUGGAAUAUAUACAGCGGUGCUUGUGUGAAAAUCUUUAAUGGUCACUGUGGGACAAUCACCUGCUUGGAUUUGCAUGAAGAGCAGUUUGUGUCAGGAGCCAGAGAUGGGAUGGUGAAAGUGUGGAACCUGGAGAGUGGGAAAUGUCUCAAGACUCUGAAGCACAACAGUGCUGUUUGGGUAGUUAAAAUGGAUGGCACCCGUGUUGUCAGCGGGUGUGACCGAGGGCUGGUGAAAGUCUGGUGUGCUGAUAAGGGCACUCUGAUCAAAACAUUAGAGGGGCACCAAGGCCCAGUUAAGUGCUUGUCUUUCGAUCAGUGGCACCUGGUGACAGGAAGCACCGAUGGAUACGCCCUGGGAUGGAGCAUGUUGGGAAGCCUCAAGAGAUGCCUAAUAGCUUACCGCCACCCUAAGGAAGUUCUGUCUCUGGAGUUCCUCUAUCUCAGAGUCAUCAGCGGCUGUGCUGAUGGAAAGAUUCGUAUAUUUAACUACCUGACUGGAAGCUGCCUGAAAGUGUUGAUGGCCAACAGCAGAGGGGACCCCGUAUCUUCUUUCUAUGUUGGAGAAAACAGGAUGGUGAUCAAUUCACCAACUAGUCUAUUGAUGUUCCAGUUUGAGGAUGUCAGGUGGGACUAUACCUUAGACGCUGACCGAGAGGUGGUGGGCAAGAAAAGACAGCGCAACGGGACUUCAAGCAGAACACCGCUUCACCUUCGGCGGACGAGACGCCACGACCUCAGCCAGAUGCAUCGACUUGCUCUGGAGACACGAGCUUGCCAGCAACAGCAGCAUUUUCUCAAGGUCGAAAAGACUUUUCGUAUUCAGGCAGAGCAGCAGAAAAAGCUUUUCAUUCCUGGCACCAAACAGUCCCACGCCUCUGCCUCGGAAAAGUCAGCGAGAGCACGUUCUGCAAGAAUGCUGGCAGAUACUGAUGGCAAAUCUGAACACGGGCCUUCUCUCUAUGUACCUGCACGUCCUGACAGGGCAGAAGCCACUUCGCAGCAUGAAAAGAGAAGAGGCCCAAGUUGUCCAAUGUCCCCCGACAAGUUCCUCUUAACUGUCAGCAUGCUGCAGAACGCCUGCAGGUCAGCCCUAGCCAGCUCCGGUAUUAAGCAUGCUGCGAAAGUCAGGGAAGCAUGGGAACCUCCAUGGGAACAUCAGCAACGCCGCCCCAAAAAGGUACAAAUACACAAACCCCCUCUGCAAUGCAAAAACGAUCAGGCAGCCCAGCUCCAACGUGUGAGAUUGCACAGCGAUUCUCUGACUGUGAAAAGAAUUUCUAUACCCUUUGAAACCAAAAUGCUGCGGCUCAAGCUGAAAAACUCUUUGCAUGGACCCGCUGUGAAUUCCUCCAUCCCCGCUCCCUCUGUUGUACGUCCCAAGACUUGUUGUGGUUUGCUGCGAGAAAAGAAAGCUCACAGCGGUCAUGGUAAAGCUCUUCCUCUCACCGAAGACGGGGUUCAGCUUAUCGAUCCCUUUACAGCUUCUUCUGACCUGAUCAAAUCAACGCGUGUGAUGAUUGCACAAAUGAAGAAUGAAGCGGUUCCCAGGAGAAAAAAGCCCUUUUGUCCGUAUGCUGCAGACCCUUCCCGGAGUGACAGUGGCUUCAGGCUUCUGACAGCAAAACAGAAGGAGGUACAUGAGGCAGCCACUGUAGCUCAGUAUCAGGCACACCAGGCAAAGCUCACAGAAGAUCAGCAAAGAGCACGCAAGAAGGCCUGGUUAAGGAAAAUUAAAGGCCUACCUAUAGACUCUUUUACUGAGGAGGGGAAAAUAGCUGCUCCUGAGCUUGGGCUUAAUACAUUUAUCUAA
Molecule: messenger RNA, 2679 nt
Organism: Aptenodytes forsteri (emperor penguin)
Lineage: Eukaryota; Metazoa; Chordata; Aves; Sphenisciformes; Spheniscidae
Product: F-box/WD repeat-containing protein 10
Exons: 13
Coding region: 1-2679 (892 amino acids)
Molecular function (GO): protein binding
Source: RefSeq, a predicted model, not a curated record